CCGGAACUGACGGGCCGGAGCCGCGGGAUUCAAACUCCCGGAAGCGGGGCCGGGCCGGGGUCGGACGGGCUGUGGUUUGGGGUGCUCGGGCCCCGUCCCGUCCCACGGAGCGAGAGCCGGCAGCAGGAUCCAGGAAGCCCCGCGCUUGACUCCAGCUGUCGGAAGCCAUGUCCUGCCCGCUAGGAGGGAUCGCUGUUCCGUGACGCCGAUUUUGGGUUUUACAGGCGCCGAAAGAUGAACCCCAAGACCGCCAAAGAUCGUAUUAUGGGCAAGUGGGGCUUAAAGUCGAGCAGCUCCAGAGCUGAGAGUGGGCUGGAGAAGGGUAAACAGGAGAGCGCUGGGCUGAGGAAUCAUCCCGCGGAGGAAGCCGCCCCCGGGAGCGGCGGGAUGGCGGAGGCGGAGAGGAGCGGGCUCCUCCAGAAAAUACAUUCCCUUGAAAAAGAAAAAGAAAAACACAACCAUCUUGUUGGAGAGAAAGACAGGGAAAUCCAAAACCUGAAAGACAAGCUUAAGUCCAAAACCAAUAAUAGUGAAGUCUCCUUACUACGAAAUCAACUAGAGGAAAAAACAAAGGAAGCAGAAAGGAGAGAACAGUUACUUUGUUCUCUAUCAGAAGAAAUUAACCGGUUAAAAUGUAAUUUAUCUGCUGUCAUGGCAAAAUGUUCUGAUCUCGAGAACAAAGCCAGUAGCACUUCUCAGGCAUCCCAGGAAGCUGUAACAAACAGCACUGAAGUUGAAAGACAAUUGAAAGAUGCUCUUGAGAAAAACCAACAGUGGCUACUGUAUGACCAGCAACGGGAAGCAUAUGUCAGGGGAUUGCUUGGGAGGAUCUUUGAACUUGAACAGAAGUCAGAAAUAGUUAGCCAACAAGAAUCUAGAGGAUUCAGUUCAGAAGGUCAUCUGCAAGAGGAAAAGCAAGAAUACUAUGACCACCUGCUACUAACUGCUAAGAGGGAUCUUGAGACUGAAAGAGGCACUGUAACCCAGCUGAGAUCUGAACUUAAUGAAUUGAAAAAGAAAUACGAAGAAACACAAGGAGAAAUAAUGAGUUUAAAUGCCUUAUUGCAGUCACAACGGGUUGCUGAAAUGAAGGCUCAAGAAAAUGAAAAUAAAAUGAAAGAGAAAGUGCAGAGACUAAAACAGGAAAAUGAAAUUUUCAAAGAAAAGCUCGGAGAAGGAAAAAAAAAAGCUGAAGAUCUUUCUUGUCAGGUGCAACUUCUUCAUAAAUCAUUGCUCAAACAGAAAGAGGAGCACACAAGGAUAGCUUUGUUGGAACAACAGAUCCAGACAUGCACCACAGACUUAGAGAACGGAAAGCUUGAUCGCCAGAACUUGGAGCAUCAGUUAAACAAAGUCCUCAAGGAACUGCACAAGGCCAGGGAGCAAAUAUCCCGUCUGGAACCUCUGAAACUCCGAGAAUCUGGACGUGUGGAACUACAAGAAGAUCUGCAAGCUCUGUUUGACGAGAAGCUGACCACGUAUGACAGAAGUCCUUCCCCAAAACAUUCAAGCCUCCUUGAUGAAAGUUUUCUCGAGUGUCCCAGAUGUAAAGUGCUGUAUCCAACAAGCCAGCACAGAGAAUUGUUAGCACAUAUUGACUUCUGUACAGCUUGAGCUCCAAAUGGACUUACUAUAUUCGCUUUACACAUACUGCCAAUAUGCUCAGCAAGAGAUCUUUUAAAGCUUUAUUCUUAAGGUUGUAUAAAGGACUGCUAGUUUUAUAAUUCAGUUCUACAGAAACAUUAUUAAGAGUAUAAUAAUUUGGCCUUAAAUAUUUUACCUGAUGUUUUUGCAAAAAAGCAGCUAUUGCACUUUUGGUUGCAAAUGGAAAUAUUUUUAGAAUUAGGAAUAUCUUAAAUAGUAAACUACUGACUUUUUUUUUUUUUGCACUAUUAAAUAUAAGAACAGUAAAAGCACAACUAUUGUGUCAGACUUUAUUUUAACAUUUGGCAUAUCCAGUUCUUGGUUGGUGAAUCCUGAUGAUUGUGCUUGUACCUUAACUAACAAGAAUAGCUGCAAAAGAUUUUUGGCCCUCAUAGGUGCACUAUAUAUAUGUAUAUUUGUAUGUACAUGGUGUGUGUAUGUAUGUGUAGUGUGUAUAGUAUAUAUAGACAUGAACCAUAUACAU
Messenger RNA from Corapipo altera (White-ruffed manakin), 2128 nucleotides. It is a transcript of the gene CEP55, whose product is annotated as centrosomal protein 55. The record is from RefSeq and is a predicted model, not a curated record. The transcript is spliced from 8 exons. Lineage: Eukaryota; Metazoa; Chordata; Aves; Passeriformes; Pipridae. Gene Ontology annotation, biological process: mitotic cytokinesis; regulation of phosphatidylinositol 3-kinase/protein kinase B signal transduction. The coding region runs from base 235 to 1614 and encodes 459 amino acids.